GUAUAUAUAAGAUGGGAAGUGUGAGUCAAGGGACAUACAUCCUCGCCCCACCUACCAGCAGCAUGAAGUUUGUGGUUCUCGCUCUCCUGGCCACCGUGGCCACCGCCGCCCCCCAGUACGCCGCUCCUGCCCCUGCUCCUAGUCGCUACAGUUCGUCAAGCAAGGAGGUUUCCAUUAUCAAGCAUGACUUUGUACAGGGUGACUAUGGCGGCUACCAACUCGACGUGGAGACUGGCAACGACAUCGUAAUAUCCCAGUCUGGUUCUCCCGACGGACCCGAUGGAGCUGUGGUCAAGACUGGACAAUACUCGUACAUUGCUCCUGACGGCACACACGUCGUUGUGAAAUUCGUCGCCGACGAGAACGGCUACCAGCCCCAGUCUGACCUGCUGCCAGUGGCUCCCGCCUUCCCCCACCCAAUCCCUCAGUUCGUGCUGGACCAGAUCGCCUUCGCAGCUGAAGAGGACGCUGCCAAAGCCCGUGGCAAGUCCGCCUCUUCCGCCAGCUACGGCCUCCCCACUUGAUAGAACCAUCCUUUAGAAACAGUCCACCUACAAGUACAGGAGUCAGGUGUUGUGACCAUUGAGUGACGCCAACACCACCAGUUGAUUAUUCUUUGUUUUUUUCUUCUUACUAUUAUUUAUAAUACUACGAAAUAAAAGACAGAACAAA
This is a messenger RNA of Homarus americanus (American lobster), 672 nucleotides long. Its product is annotated as cuticle protein CP14.6-like. The record is from RefSeq and is a predicted model, not a curated record. NCBI's taxonomy places the organism in Eukaryota, Metazoa, Arthropoda, Malacostraca, Decapoda, Nephropidae. Gene Ontology annotation, molecular function: structural constituent of chitin-based larval cuticle. The transcript is spliced from 3 exons. Gene Ontology annotation, cellular component: chitin-based extracellular matrix. The coding region runs from base 12 to 524 and encodes 170 amino acids.